UCUUGGCAGAGCAAUAUUUUUCUUGUCACGCAGCUUGUUUUUAAUGUUGUCAAAGUAUAGAUAGUUUCGUGCAUCUGUUGAACCAGAGAAGUUUAUAUUUGUUGGAUCCUUGCUUAAGGCUAAAUGUUAUGGCAUGAAACAUGUCAGGAUGUUCUAUAUUUUAAUUUGUUUAGUAUGACCUUGUGUGUGUGAAACAAGUUCUAAGUAAGAGAAUGCGAGAGAAUAUGAUCUAUGACAUGUGACAUGUUGAGGAUCGUGGUUCUGCAAAAGAUAAAUACAGAUGAUCAUGACUUAGUAUUUUUAAGCUGCUUACACUGAUAUCCAUGUUUACACUUGUUACUUCUAGGUAGGAAUAAUACACAUAAUUUAAAGCAUGGAGACAGCGGCCAUACACGAUGAAGAAUCGUUCGAACCCAAUGGUCCAAUAUUAGGCGGGAAAGGGUAUCUGCCUGCACAAACUAUUCGAAAAGCGUAUUACGAACUUGACGAAACGCCGCAAACGAAGGUCGUAACGAUUAGGUCGUUUCGGCAACUUAUAGAAGAAAAUCAAGAAGAAAAUAACUUCGACGAACAUUCUGACGCUUUUCUGUUGAAAUUUUUACGGCAUCGGAAAUUUGACGUGGAUGAUGCGUAUAAACUUCUGGUCAGUUAUUACACAAACAGGGAAAAGACUCCCGAAGUAUUUCGGAACUUAACUCGAAAAAAUGUCAAGAAAACAUUAGAGCAAGGUAUUGUGGGUGUUUUACCGCAACGUGAUAGAUAUGGACGUGUGAUAGUUCUUUUUAAUUUCAGUGGAUGGGACAUGAGUAUACCGUUUCAUUUUGAAAAGCUUUUGCGUGUGUGGGUUUACACUUUGGAAAAAGUAUACGAAAGUGAAGAGACGCAAAUCAACGGAAUUGUAAUCAUUUGUAACUUGUACCAACUCAGUGUUUUGCAGACGAAAAGUUUACGCUCGUCGAUGAUAGCAAAAGCGAUACGUGUGUUUCAGGACAACUUCCCAUAUCGAAUCAGCGGUAUUCAUUUACUUAAUCCAAGUUGGCAUUUCAAACUAUUAUGGAAAAUGAGUAGUGCACCAAGUUUACUCAAACCGAAACUCUUCGAACGCAUACACAUCCACGAAGGCGAUCUGUCGAAGUUUUAUGAAGAGUUCCCGCGUAAAUAUCUUUCCACGGAUCUUGGAGGAGUUGUUGAGUAUGAAAACAAACUUUGGAUUGAAGAACUUUUAGAACCUGAACAAGCCGAGCAGGACGCACAAUUGCAGACGUCAGCACAUAUUCAGUAUCUAAGCAACAAACAGUCAAGUCCCUUUAAUUUUUGAUAGUUAAAUUCAUUAAUUUUUUUUAUUGACUUCUUUACGUUUUUAAAGUUUACUCAGUUUGCAAAACAUUUCCUUACCUUUAUGUAGUCAAAUUCAAUCUCAAGGCUUCUGACCUAACCUCAAAUUUUCAGAAGGCAAAUUGACGUAAUUCGAUACUUAGAAGAAAGGAGGAUUUCAAGAAUUGCCGUUUUAGUUGUUGAAUUUUGCCUAUUAGCUUUUGUGUCAAUAUGGAAAGCUAGCUUUUUUCAUAACAAGAUUACCUAGGAAUAGCAGAUAAACGCCACCGUGUCUUAAUGCUGAGAUUAGGUGAAUUAAAGUCAGUCAGGCGUAACUCAAAAUAAUGUGCAAAACUACAAACAUUUCUCAGUAUGUAAUAUAGUUUAAAAUUCAUGGCAAGCGGCUUAGUGUUUGGCAGAGCGAAAUAAUAAGCGGAAAUUAGCGAUUCACUUUGAGUUUACACACGGUAAAAUUUCAAUUUUCCUUUAGUGUUUAUUUCUAAUCAUCAACCAACCAAUCGCAAAAAGGUUUCUGUUGUUGUAAGGUCGACUCAGCUAGACGUACAUUUUGUGUAAUGCAGAUGCAACUGGAUUGAUUUCUAUUUUUUAAUUGCUAUGUUGUUGUACGUUUAAAUCGAACUUAUUUUACUAUAUAGCUAUACUAUAUAGCUUUACUAUAUAGUCAUUGCAUGAUUAGGAAACGUCUGACCCAGUUGCGUAACAACAAAGGGUCAUAACAAUUUCGUAUAUACUGACGGGAUCUUUCUGCUAGCAGUCCCUUUAAGUAAAAUUUUUUUGUGUUACCCGUGUUUAGCAAUAGCUUCCAGAUUUAGGAUAUGCCAUCCGAGUUAUACUGUAGCCUGGAGCUUUCAAUAGAAAUUA
Messenger RNA from Hydractinia symbiolongicarpus, 2196 nucleotides. RefSeq names its product retinaldehyde-binding protein 1-like. The coding region runs from base 374 to 1318 and encodes 314 amino acids. Gene Ontology annotation, cellular component: membrane. The record is from RefSeq and is a predicted model, not a curated record. Lineage: Eukaryota; Metazoa; Cnidaria; Hydrozoa; Anthoathecata; Hydractiniidae. Gene Ontology annotation, molecular function: phosphatidylinositol bisphosphate binding. The transcript has 2 exons.